This is a messenger RNA of Lonchura striata (white-rumped munia), 1013 nucleotides long. It is a transcript of the gene GPR171, whose product is annotated as G protein-coupled receptor 171. The record is from RefSeq and is a predicted model, not a curated record. Gene Ontology annotation, molecular function: G protein-coupled purinergic nucleotide receptor activity. NCBI's taxonomy places the organism in Eukaryota, Metazoa, Chordata, Aves, Passeriformes, Estrildidae. Gene Ontology annotation, cellular component: membrane. Gene Ontology annotation, biological process: G protein-coupled receptor signaling pathway.
GGCAGCCCCGGCCGGGAGAGCAGCGGUCGGGGGCAUCAGACUCUGCAGACAAUGCCCAGCAGAGCCCCGGCCACCAGGACAGGUCUGUGAUACUUCCUGUCAGCAAAGACAGCUCACACAAGGAGUUUACAAUGUCAAGCAACAUUUCUGAAUGUCAUCUCUAUGAAGAAAUGGAACCUUUUACCUAUUUUUACUAUUUGAUUUUUCUUUUGGGAAUUAUUGGAAGCUGUUUUGCACUGUGGGCAUUCACACAGAAGGACCAGAAACAGAAGUGUAUGAGCAUCUACUUAAUCAACCUCCUCACUGCAGAUUUCUUGCUGACUCUGACACUGCCAGUGAAGAUUAUUGUUGACCUAGGAAUUGCAUCCUGGAAUCUGAGAAUAUUCCACUGCCAAGUCACGGCCUGCUUCAUCUACCUGAACAUGUAUUUAUCAAUCAUAUUUUUGGGAUUGGUGAGCAUGGAUUGCUGCCUGCAGCUGAUGCGCAGCUCCAAGAUCUACCGCAUCCAGGAGCCUGGCUUUGCCAAGACGCUGUCUGCGGUCGUGUGGGCCAUGGUUCUCUUCAUCACGGUGCCUAACAUGGCUAUUCCCAUAAAACACAUCGAGGAGAGACCCGGAGCUGGAUGCAUUGAUUUCAAAACGAAACUUGGGAGAGACUGGCACGUGUUCACUAAUUUCAUCUGCACGGCAAUAUUCCUGAACUCCUCGGCUGUCGUCCUGGUCUCCAACUGCCUCGCGGUGAGGCAGCUGCGGCGGCACCGGCGCGGCGAGCGCGGCGGGCGCGCACGGCGGGCGCUGGCACACGUCCUGCUGGUGACGGCCACCUACCUGCUGUGCUUCGUGCCCUUCCACGCCGUGCGCGUGCCCUACACGCUGAGCCAGGGCGACGCCAGCGCCAGCUGCCGCCUCCGACGGGCUCUCUUCAAGGCCAAGGAGUGCACCUUGCUGUUGGCGGUCUCCAACCUCUGCUUCGACCCGUUCUCUACUACCACCUUUCCAGGGCGUUCCGACUGA